This is a messenger RNA of Lycium barbarum (goji berry), 2746 nucleotides long. RefSeq lists its product as uncharacterized. The transcript is spliced from 14 exons. The coding region runs from base 797 to 2125 and encodes 442 amino acids. Gene Ontology annotation, cellular component: nucleolus. The record is from RefSeq and is a predicted model, not a curated record. Lineage: Eukaryota; Viridiplantae; Streptophyta; Magnoliopsida; Solanales; Solanaceae. Gene Ontology annotation, biological process: ribosomal large subunit biogenesis. Gene Ontology annotation, molecular function: RNA binding; GTP binding; GTPase activity.
AAUCAAUAUAAAAAAUUAACGGGACUAUGUUAAACCAAACAACAAAUUAUCUCUUUUUCUCCAAAGCUCUUGGUCUGAAAGGCACUUCAUUAAUCCCUAUUCCGAUCUGUUAAUUUAUUGAAUAGUUGUUUAACUAUUUGCUUAUAACAAUGUAGCAGAGCCCAUCACUUCACCCCUAAUUUGUGACUUUUCUAGCCAGUUUGCAUAAUAGCCAAUUUGGUCAUUUGAUUUGUAAAGAAGGUGGAAGAUGGAAGCAAUUUAUGCAAUUUGUUUUACUGACGGAAAGUAGCCAAAGUGAUGAAGAAUAUACAUACUCUACAAUGGCCGCUAGGUUCAAUAAUACUCUAGCAAUUGGUUACUUCUCAGUUUGUUAAUUCAUGCUAACAAGAAUUGUGGUGAGAUGAAUAAAAGUUUUUGUGUUCGAGCUAUGAUAAGUAAUCUUGUUAGAGGCACUUUUUUUUAAAUCGACCUUAGUGGAGCGAAUCCAAAUUCAUAUACCAGACACAAGUUGAAAAACCAAAAAAAAGUUUGUUAAUUAACAUUGCGUUAGAUGUCCGGUUAGGUUUUCAUUGUUGGUGCUCUUCCGUCCAGCUUUGGACCAAAAGUGCCAACUUUUACAUAGAUAAAUGAUUAUUAUUUAUAUUCAAUUGUUAUAUAAGAAGGACCAAAAUAACUCUAACCCUAGACAUAAGGGACUGUUUGUUAAUUCGUUUUGUUUCCUGGAUAUUCAGAGCUCAGAAAAAGCACAGCGCUAAAAACCUCUUUAAUGACUUUCACAUUUCAAUAAAAAAGAAAGAUGAGCGGAACUUCAGGUCUCUUUCAGCUAUGGCAACUUCCUUCCUCAUCACUAUUGGGACGCUCCAAGCUUUCUAAAGGUCUAUACUUGGUUCCUGUGCGUGUUAUGUAUCCAAUGUCAUGCUUCUGUAAACAAAUGCAGACUACUACUUAUGAAAUUGUUAAAGGAAGCUAUGUAUCAAAUCCACAGAACCAACCAGAAAAAAAAGAAAAAUUUACACCUAAGGUAGAAACUGUAGGUGCAUUUCAAAAAUUACCGAUGGUAAUGCCAUCUAUAGAUGUUCUACAAUCAGCACUAAGGAAAGCAAAGAGGGUCUCGCCUACAAAGGGCAUUGCUAAUGCUGCAAAACGCGAGAGAAAUAAAGGCGCAAAACAACUUGACGCAUUAAUGAAGGAGUUGGCUGUGCCCUUGAGGACAUACAAGGAGAACUUCCCAAACAAAAAAUAUUUGCACCCUUAUGAACGAUCUUUGAUUGAGUUAACGCUUGGAGAUGGAAACUAUGAAGAGGUAUUGAGAAAGCUAGAAGCUUUAAGGAAAAAGGUGGUAUCAGUUGGAAAGGAACAUGCAUCACUAUGUGCUAAGUCAUUAUCUAAACGAGAAGCAGAGGAGCGACUGAACGAGGGAUUGAAAAGAAUUGGGGAAAUUUUUGAUCGUGAUGGAAAAGCUGUUGAUGAACUAUUGAACAUUGCCAAGACAUUACGGGCAAUGCCAGUUGUCGAUCUGGAAACACCAACUCUCUGUCUUGUUGGUGCUCCCAAUGUCGGAAAAUCAUCUUUGGUUCACGUACUUUCGACAGGGAAGCCUGAGAUCUGCAACUAUCCUUUCACAACCAGAGGAAUUCUGAUGGGUCAUAUUAAUUUGAGCUACCAGAAUUUUCAGGUUACUGAUACCCCUGGAAUCUUAAGGAGAUGUGAUGAGGACAGGAAUAACUUGGAAAAGUUAACACUUGCCGUUCUCACUCAUUUGCCAACUGCAGUACUUUAUGUUCACGAUUUAUCUGGAGAAUGUGGGAUGUCACCUUUGGAUCAGUUUGUGAUCUAUAAGGAAAUGAGAGAGAGAUAUAGCAGCCAUAUUUGGCUUGAUGUCGUAUCCAAAUGUGACUUACUGCAAGCAUCUCCCGUCAUCUUUUCAACAGACGAUGGUAAUGUUGAUAACUUUGAGCUGGAGAGAUAUAGGAAAAUGGGACCUGAUGGAGCCUUAAAUGUGUCAGUAAAGAAUGAGAUCGGUCUUCCUGAGUUGAAGAAAAGAGUUUACGAGCUGCUUGCUUCACAAUCAGAAAGGAUCAAAAACCGAAAGAGCAAGGAGGCAGAGCUGGAAGUUUCAAGCUAGUUGGUUUUAUGAUUUCCUAACAGAUCUCUGGCCUGCCGGAAUUUGGCUGCAAGUUUUUGGGCUUCAUAAUUUGCUGAAUCUGAUCGUGGUAUAUCAUGUAUGUACGAUUGUACAUUGGUGAUCAAUCUGUGGUGGCACUAACACACAUUUCCAAGUCCAAGAACGCGACUUGCUUCUUGGCAUAUUUCUCAGGCAGUUGGACAAUGAGGUCCUCUUUUGCUUCGCUUCAAAUCUCACCUCUAAGAUACCCAAAUCAUUUGUCAAAUGCUGCAAACGGGGUUGCCAUAUCUGUCAUUCCAUUCUUCAAGCUAUUAGUUGUAGCAAUGUUUGAUGAAUUUUUAGUCAGUGGUUUAUGGAUAUGAUUCUGAGAUGCAUUUGGAGAUUUAAAAGGUCUAAAUUUCAGAAGCUCUAAUUAUGUACCAUCUAUAUUUAUUUACAAGUAGAAAUUGAGUCUGCACUUGUCAUCAAUGAAUAAGUGCUCUGUAAAGUUGAAGUUGAUGUACAUUACUUUUGGUCGAAAAAGGAAAUCCUUGUUCUUGUGAGGAACCUUAUUUAUUUUCCCUCUUGAUUUUCAAAUCUUUGAGGUGUGUUAUGUCAGUGAUUUACAUUUUACACUAACAA